AUGUCACGUCACGACACUAUGUUUACGCCGAACGACAUUCCCCCGUCCCUCGAAACAGCCCCAACCUUCCGCCCUCCCCCGGCAAACGAGGCCGCACAGAGCGCAAGCGCGUACGACCUCGUUCCGCCGUCCCUCGAAUCGGUCCCGACCUUCCGCCCGCCUCCCGCCGAUGGCGCAUCCUCACAGAGGCUUGGCAUUCCACGAGGGAAUGGAAAGGCUUCGGAUUUAAAUAUCUCAAUUUCUCUCUCCACCAAUUCAAGGGAGACUCAGGGCGGAGGUAUUGAUCCUAACGGGGGCGACUAUAACGAAGAUGAUGACCGGGAUGGGGCGUUAUCCCCUGCUACUCCAACUUUCACCUCGUCAGGCGUGAAAACGAUUCGCCCUGCAAGAAGCCCCGGCCACGUGGCACAUCCAGAAACAUCCGCUGGUUUUAAGAUCCCAUCCGCUCCCCCCAGCCAUGCAGUCCCCCCCGACCGCCCUCCGCGCAGCUCCUCCCGCGGCCCGCGCGACCUCUCCGCGCUCACCAUCAGCUCCCCCCAUCCCAGCAGCUCCGCGCGCACCCCGCGCGACCUCUCCGCGCUCACCGCGCUGCUGGAGCCUCCGCGGGAGAUGCGCCACAGCGGCAGCUUCCGCAGCAGCAGCGCGAGCGGACCAGGCGCAACCCCCAGGGGGAUGAGGAGCGGAAGCUUCCGCGCAAGCACCCUCCGCAGCAACAGCAGCAGCGGGGGCGGAGGCGGUGUGGGCGGCGGGGGUGUAGGGUUAGGGGGAGGGAGCACCGGUGGCAGGUCGUUUAGAAAAGCUCUGUCUUCAAGUGCGAAAAUGUUGAACGCUGUUCCUGCUGUUGGCGAAGGCGUUGGCGAAAGUGGUCCUUACGGUAACCCUAGGGCUACCAGACCAGCUACUUCGUACAGUAAAUCCCCCACGCGGCGAAGGCUUGCCAGCUCCCAUGCGUCCCGGUCUAGACGAAACCUGCUCCCACCAGCAGCACCAACAGGAGCAGGAGCAGCAGCAGCAGCAGCAGCAGCAGCAGCAGCAGCAGCAGCAGCAGCAGCAGCAGGAGCAGGAGCAGGAGGAUCAACAGGAGCAGAUGCAGCUGGAAUGGAAAACGGUACUGAGAUGGCUGAGAGUGUUUUCCCUGAAGCUGACUUGCUAGUCCUAGACGAUCUAGAAGGUUUGGAAGAGGACGGGGAGGAAGAGGAGGAGGGAGAAGAGGGAGAGGAGGGAGGGGAGGAGGAAGCAGUGGGUGGUGGGGAGGAGAGGGGUUAUCUAAAGGAAAGGGCGUAUUUAGAGGGGAGCUACGAGGCUCAAGCUGCUGCCGCUGCUGCUGCCGUGGCUGAAGCAUCUGCAGCGCUCGCUGCGAAAUCUCCUCGGUUUUCCAAAGCCACUCCUCGUUCGUUCAGCUCGCAUCGCUCGUUCAAAUCCUCUCGAACCCUCAAGUCCCCACGAGACCUACGCUCCCCUAGACUAGCUGCCUCGUCCUCUUUCUCCCACUCUCCCCCUCACUCCUCUUCCCUCCACCCCUCUUCCCUCCACUCCUCUUCCCUUCACUCCUCUCCUCUUCAGUCAUCCUCCUCUGUACGCUCCCCCACUUCCCGAGGCUACCCCGCCCGCACCCCAAGGUCGUUCCGAACCUCCGCCAGCUCCAGGUUCGGACAAACCGAGCCUGAUGGAGGGUUUAAGGAAGCAGAGGGUGGUGCUGACGGCAGCACAGGGCCUGCUGACGACAUAGACGAUCUUGUUCCUGAAUCUCCCGCCUCCCCUCGCACCUCCUCCUACUCCUCUUCUUCCCUCCACACACGUCCAAGGUCCCCCCUCAAGAGUGACUUUAGCCGUGGUGACAGUAAGAAAAUCGCCACACGUGACUAUAACGAGGGGAAGGGAGGCCAGGAGGGGGUGCAGGAUAAGGAAUUGGAGCAGAGUUUUCCAGCCUUCCCUCGGGCAGCUUCCGAACCUAAGGCAGUUGCCGAAGCUGCUGCCGAAGCUGUGGGUGCCGAAGCUGGGUACGUUCGGCUGGCCACCGAAGCUCCGCGCCGAAGCAGCUUUGAUCUGGCGUCCCCUUUGGCCCAAGCCGUGCUGCCUCGAGAUGUUUCCAUGUUCCUGGGCGAGAGUGAGGGAGUGAGUGAGGGAGUGAGUGAGGGAGGGGUGCAGGAGGGCGGCAGCAGCAGCAGUGGCAGCAAGUCUAAGAGUGAGGAGAAAGAAAAGGAACAAGUGAAGGAUAAGAGUGACGAUAAGGAGAAGAGACGAGGAAGAGAGGGGGCUGCUGAGAAAGAGAGGGAGAUAUCGAAAAGCAAAGAUAGGCAUAAGGAGAAGAAGCGGGAUGAAGCGGAGAAGGGGGAGGGGAAGGAGGGAGAGAGGGAUGAGACGAAGAAGCAUUCGUCUCGUUCCAGUAAAAGCAGGUCAGAAGGAGAGUCGAGAAGAGAGCGGGAGAGAAGCAGCAAGGAAAGCAGCAAGGAAAGCAGUGAAGGUGACCUCAAGAGAAGUAGCAAGGAAAGCAGUAAGGAAAGAAGCAAGGGGAGCAGUAGGGCGAGCAGGGACAAGGAAACAAAGAGGAGCAAGGGCGGGAUUCAAGAAGGGAGGGAUCCAGAGGGGGAUGGAAGCAUGGACGCUAGUAUCGCAUCGGAGAGUGUGGGUGGCUCGAGCAGGCGAGGCGAGGUGGAGAGUCUAGAAGAGUCUGAGAGGAGUUGCAGCAUUGGAGAGGAUGGGUUUCACCCGGGGUUCUGGGAAACUCUUGCUGCCGGUGGCAGCACUGCUGGUACUUCUGGUGGUGCUGCUGCUGCUGCUGCUGCUGCUGCUGCUGCUGCUGCUGCUGCUGGUAAUGUUGCUGCUGAUGGUGCUGCUGAUGAGGAAUUAUCCACACGCAUGCCGCCUAAGACACCUAGAACCCUUUUGGGGGGUUUCGGGGGUUCAGGGUUCAACAGCCGCAGUACAGGCAAUAAAGACUCGCUCUCUAGACCGAGCACCUCGUCUCGGCCCUCCACCUCCCUCUCCUCGCGCCCCGGCACGUCUUCUCGCAAGGCCGGAGCGUCCAAUCUUAAUUUUGUCGAGAGCGAGUUUGAUGCGAUCGUGCAGGAGUUUUCCCGGUCGAAAUCGACGGUUUCUGAGUCAACUCAAAAGUUUUCCCGGUCGAAAUCAACGGGUGGGAGACGAGCGGGAGAAGGGAGGAAAGAGGGAGGAGGGGUGGUGGGGGAGGAGGGGGGGGAAGGAAAUAGGGGAGAGGAGGGGGAGGUAGAGGGCGAGGAAGAGGAGGAAGUGGGGGCGUAUGGGAAGGAGCCGGUGUUGAGAGGUGAAGGGAAGGAGGGGAAGGGUGAGGGGAAGGGUGAGGGGAAGGGGGAGGCGAAGGGGGGGAGGAAAGCGUCAGCAGGAGGGGCGGCUGGGCGUGCAGCAACAGCAAUGGCUGCCGCGUUUCGCGAGACGUCUCAAAGGGCUGUAGCAACAGCUUCAUUUGCACCGCCCCCCUCGCCCCGCGUGCUUCUAUCGAAGGUUGAGAAGCUAUGGAAAAACUCGGGGAGAAGGUCGCAAGGGAAAGGAGGAGGAGCAGGAGGUAGCGACUCUUCAGAUGUCCUUGUGAUUUCUCAUGAGGGGGAGGAAGAGACGGAUCCAGUGGAAAUGCUGAGGCGGGUGGAGGAGGAGCAAAAGAGGAGAGGAACUGCGGCGAGUGAGAUGCAGUAUCCGCUAUGUCCUUUAACGAAGCAGCCGCCGUCGCUCCCCACGGUCCCGUACCGCCGGUGCAUGGAUGCCGCUGCUGCGUCGUGCUGCACAGAUUGCAAGGAGAUUCAAAACGCGCUCGCGGGGGUGUCUGCGAACGUUUCGAUCAUCAUGCCGCAGCUGCUCACGCCUCUAGUACCCAUGAAUGAAGUCGACUACUCGGGAACUACGGCGUGCGACUUUCUGUACGGCUUGGACGACUGCCAGUUUCAUCUCGAGCAGCUCCUCUGCGCGUUAACCUGUAACCCCGAUUCCGGCAACUACGUGUUCGUGAAGGCCGGCAGACCCGUUCUGCGCGUGUGUCCGACGUACGCGCAAGAAGUGUUUGGGUACUGCAAAGACGUCUCACUGGGCACGGUGCUGGUCGGUGCAGGCUUUCCCACUAAGGAGAUCCUGCUCGGGCGCCUCUUCACUCCUCUCGUGCAAAAGCUCGGCAUUGGGAAUGUCGCCUUUAUCGUUUCUGAGAAAAACUGCUACGGUGGCCCUGCCGCCCUCCCGGAGCAACCCGCCUGCUGCGACCCGCUAUACGUCCCUAAGGAGUGCCCCUACGGCUCGGUAGACACUAAGAAAUACGCGGCCUCCAUAGGCCGUUCGAUGGACAGCGGCAAUGCAUCCAACGCUUGCCAAUGGUUCCCACUCCCAGAGGAUCCGAACCUUGCACCACUCCCUGAAAAUCCUCCUCUUCCUUAUAUUACCGGAGCGGCACAUGAGCCCCCACCUCCUGAUGUGGGUACACCUUGGGCCUCUGAGCCUGUGCCUAAAAGCAACCCAAGUGCGAUGACUUAUAAGGGGGCUGCACGUAUGGGAAUAGCUGGUGCAGCGGCGUUUGCAUCGAUUUUGGCUGCUGCUGUUGGUGUUUUAGCUGGUGGUUUUUAA
Molecule: messenger RNA, 4581 nt
Organism: Closterium sp. Naga37s-1
Lineage: Eukaryota; Viridiplantae; Streptophyta; Zygnematophyceae; Desmidiales; Closteriaceae
Source: the annotation of a GenBank genome assembly